Molecule: messenger RNA, 2040 nt
Organism: Melampsora larici-populina 98AG31
Lineage: Eukaryota; Fungi; Basidiomycota; Pucciniomycetes; Pucciniales; Melampsoraceae
Exons: 4
Coding region: 1-2040 (679 amino acids)
Source: RefSeq, a predicted model, not a curated record
AUGCGCCAAUUCCGUAAUGUCAUCGCUGGUGUCUUCUCACCUUCAGACCCCAACUUCAUUUUUCACUUCUCCAACAUCGCUCGUAUUGCAAUUGGCAUUGAUGAAGCGGCGGGACGCCUUGCUUACCACAUUGGCGGUGCCCCACCUCCUCCCGGCAAAGCACUCUCUUGCUUACCAGUUGUCCUGGACUCCUCUUAUAGGGUCCCAACUGAAGGGAUCCGUUUUUAUCAGAUGCCAUCAGAUCUACAUAUCAGAACACCUUCUCUUCCCCCACAACCUACUGCCUCCGGGAGCAGACUCACUGAGGCCUUUAGCACUGGAAAUCCUGCCAGGUCUCGAUUGGUUUUGAGAAGGCCAAGGUCACCUAUUCCUCCCUCCAGAAGUCGGUGCUCUCGGGGUGGUUCUGAGGAACGACCUCCGAUUUUUCGUCAAGAAGAAAUCAACUUUGAAGCUCGUCCCAUCCGGGAACAAGUGGGUUCUCCUAGGAGGCCUCCUGUUGACGAACAACCAGCGGCUUCUAGAUCUACAGGGAAGGGACAUUACUUUUCGCCCUCCCCAGCUCCGAGAUCAGCUAAGAAGAAGUCAAUUCCCCCUCCUCCUUCACCACAUGACUCCUCUGACGGUGACGACUUGGUGGACGACGUCUAUUUCCCGCUGCCAGGUGCAAAAAAGCCUCGCCUCUUUGCCAAGCCAAUGGAGGCAUCGGUCGACUCAAAGGCUUCUCCAUUCGCCAAUGCUAUAGAGUGUGUUCAUCCCAAGCUCAAUGGCAAACGGAUCUAUCUGGUUGCCUCUCUGGAAAUGAGCUCACCCAGCCGCAAGACGUUUGUUGGACAUAUAAAGCAAAUGGGUGCAGAUGUCUAUGACACACAAGCGCCGGAUCCAAGCUGGGAAGGGGAUCGUGAUGCAUCAGAUACAGUUCCAGGAACCGCCCUUUCAGCCGCUGAUUUCGUGAUAUGUGAUUCUUGCUCAGGAUGGGAGUUUUGGCUGGCCUGGGAGUCGGAGAAGUCUAUUGGAACAUUCCAAUGGAUCACUGCUCUCCUCAACAUUACGAACCCUCUCCAUUGUCGAAUCCAAUCCCCUUUGGCCAGACUCUUUGACUACCCGAUACCGCCUGGGAUGAUUUCCGGAUGGGAUCCUAGUAAAAAUGUGGUCUCAAUCACCAACUACACUGGCUUUUCUCGAGCUUGGCUAAUCCGACUGAUUGAAAAAAUGGGACUCAAGUACAGCGGGCCGUUGGAUUGUAGCACAUCCCUUCUCUUGGCUGCAAACAAAAGUGGAAAAAAGGUAGAGUGGGCAUCUGAAUUGGGCAUUCCCACCGUUAAUCAUCUUUACCUCGAGGAUUGUUUCCGGAGUUGGUCAAAGUUGGAGGUCAAGUUGAUUCAUACAAGCUACCCUAAAGAUGGUGAUUUGCUUCAGCCAACUUACAAUUCUGGUUACACAAUUGAGACCAUCCAGAGAUGGUCCCAAACAUCAGCUGCUAAAGAGGAAAGAAAGUCUGUUUUGCAAGAAUAUCAUUGGUCUUGCAAUAUCAAUGCCGCCCACAAUAAAUUUGAGUCUCAUUCAUUGCAAGAGGUGACCAUCACGGACGAAUCGGACCACAUCAACCCAGAUGAUCACACAAAGCCUCUUUCCAAUCUUGCAAUGUCUGAGAAGCCUGUGCCCAAGAACAACACCAAGCUCAAAAAGGCGGCUUUGCGUGACACAUCUGACGACCAGAGUAGGAACCGAUUGCCUAGCCCCUUAACGUCGGGUGCUUUCACAAGUGCACACGAGUUUCCCAAAGAAAACGGCCACUUUAAGUCUGGAGAAAAUGAUGGGGAAGCUCACCGGCCCCGCAAGGACUUGAGGGUGGGUCUUGAACACUUGAGAAAAGAAAGGAGUUCAAACAAAACGGACAAAAUGAAUGCCAAAGGUCCCUCACUUGAUGAUAUCAGCAAAAUGAAUGCCUCAAAGGCCGUGGCCAGCACCCCCAAAUGGGUCAACAGCAAGGACACUAGCCAUCAAUCACGUACAUCUCAUGCACAGAAAGCGCACCAAUGA